CUUGUUCCAGUUACCUCAUCACCGGACUCAAAGUCCCUCAGACCCAUUGCUCACCACAAAACAUCGUCGCCACUUUGACUGUUCACCGGAGACAUGAAUCUGCUUCUAAUCCUCACUAGCCUGGCGCUCUGGAGGGACGCUGUCUCCGUCCACCGUAGCUACCUGAAUGAUUUCCAGCGCUCUGAGGGCAGGGAGCUGGUUCUGAAGCCGUGGAACGCGGAUCGGCUGAUCCUGCUGACGGAGAUCUCACUGGAGAAGUGUGCCCAGCGCUGUUCUGAGAGUCACGACUGCAGGGCGUUCAACUAUGAGGCACGGCCGGUCCCUACCUGUAUGCACCUCCCCUGGGUGGAGGACGGCACCAACGCGGAGGUCAAACGAAAUGUCAACUGUGACCUCUACCAGAAGAAAGUCUACGUGAGGAAAUGCAUUGUGGGAAAGGGAGAGGACUACAGGGGGAAGGUGUGGGUGACACAGAGUGGACGGACGUGUCAGCAGUGGUGGUCGAAGUUCCCUCACGAUCACAGAUGGACCCCUAACCCCACUAACGGCUUGGAGUUGAAUUACUGCCGGAACCCAGAUGGGGACCCAAUCGGACCCUGGUGUUACACCACUGACCCAGAGCGACGCUAUGAGAGCUGCAACAUCCCCCGCUGCAAAGAUGAGGUGUGUAUUACCUGUAACGGGGAGGAUUACAGGGGGCAGGUGGACCACACAGUGAGUGGCAGAGAGUGUCAACGCUGGGACCAGCAGUUCCCACAUCAGCACAUCUACCAACCAGAGAAGUAUCCAGAUAAGAGUUUGGAUGAUAAUUACUGCCGCAACCCCGAUGCUUCCCCUGUGCCCUGGUGUUACACCACUGACCCUGAGGUGGAGAGAGAGAACUGUGACAUCAGCAAGUGCGCGGAGGCUCCAGCACGCCGUCACCGUUCCAGUUACACGACGAACUGUUUCCGUGGCCGUGGGGAAGAUUAUCGUGGGAAAGUCAACGAGACCACGUCUGGAAUCGCCUGCCAACGCUGGGACGCUCAGAAACCUCACGAACACCCCUUCUACCCCAACACAUACGAGUGCAAGGGUCUUGAGGAGAACUAUUGUCGUAACCCGGAUGGCUCUGAGGCUCCGUGGUGUUUUACAUCAGAGCCAGAGAUGAGAACGGCUCUGUGUCUGCAGAUUAAACGAUGUGCUGAUGACAUAGAGGCUGAAGACUGUUACCAUGAGAACGGGAAAAACUACAGAGGAACGGUGAGGAAAACUCGGAAGGGAAUUCUGUGUCAGAAAUGGAGUGUGAACACCCCCCACGUAACCAAGAUUAACCCAAAGACGCACCCGGACGCCAAUCUGACGGAAAACUACUGCAGGAACCCCGACGGAGACCAGCACGGCCCGUGGUGUUACACCACCGACCCCAAAACCGAGUUUGACUACUGUGCCAUUAAACAGUGUGCUGGAGAAAAACCUCCCAUCAUUGAGACCUCUGCCCAGGUGAUAAAGUUUAAUGAGUGUGGAAAGAGAGAUGAUCGUAAGGUGACAACCAGGCUGCGUAUCGUGGGGGGAACUCCAGGAAACUCCCCCUGGACAGUCAGUCUGAGAGACAGGAAGGGGAACCAUUUUUGCGGUGGAUCUCUGGUGAACUCUAAAUGGGUGAUCAGUACUAAACAGUGUUUCUCCUCCUGUUAUGUAGACCUGACAGGUUACACAGCCCUGAUGGGGACACUGUACCGUAACCCUAAGCAGGGGGAGCCAGGCAUGCAGAGCAUACCCCUCACCAAAAUCGUCUGUGGCCCCUCUGAGUCUCACCUGGUCAUGCUCCAGCUGGAAACUCCUGCCCAGUUCAAUGAGCGUGUGUCUCAGAUAUGUCUUCCCCCUGAGCGAUACAUAGUUCCUGAGGGAACCAUGUGUGAGAUUGCAGGCUGGGGAGAGACCAAAGGAACGGGGGAUGAGUUUGUGCUGAAUGUUGCUCAGAUGUCAGUUAUGAGCAACAAGGACUGUAACGAAUAUUUCCGAGGACGCGUCCGCGAAAACGAGAUGUGCACAUCAUCCUUCCAAGGGGGAGUGGGGGCGUGUGAGAGGGAUUACGGUGGCCCUUUGGCCUGUCAGAACAGUGACUGUUGGGUGCUGGAGGGGGUGAUCAUUCCCAUGCGUCGCUGUGGACACCCAGGCCAGCCCAACAUCUUCAUCCGUGUGUCCAUCUACGUCGACUGGAUCAAGAAAGUCAUGGAGAUGGCGUAGUCAUGGAGAUGGCGUAGUUAUGGAGACAUAGCCCCAUGCCCCCCCCCCCCCCCCCCCCCCCCCCGGAACACCCUGUACCACCUAAUCAUGCCCAAGAGUUUCAAUCAAUCAAUCAAUCAGUUCAAUACUCUCUGCUCAUUUUUAUUCAUAGAGUGUGCUUUUUUUUUUUUUUUUUUUAAUCAGAACGUUUUCUUAAAUAAGCUAUUUAAGCUUACCGUUUAGUCUGCUCUGCUGGACUUACUAGCUUGUCGUUUCUGUGCUGUGUUGUCUGAUGUGUGAGGCGCUUGUGACAAAAGCGUGUGUGUUUUGCUGUAAAUGGUGAAAAGUAAACUGGAUCUGUGCUCCCUGUA
Molecule: messenger RNA, 2579 nt
Organism: Chanos chanos (milkfish)
Lineage: Eukaryota; Metazoa; Chordata; Actinopteri; Gonorynchiformes; Chanidae
Gene: mst1
Product: macrophage stimulating 1
Exons: 18
Coding region: 94-2229 (711 amino acids)
Biological process (GO): proteolysis; regulation of receptor signaling pathway via JAK-STAT
Molecular function (GO): receptor tyrosine kinase binding; serine-type endopeptidase activity
Source: RefSeq, a predicted model, not a curated record